CCUAGCAUGCAUAUUAUACUUCCUGCAUGCACAUACAGAAAAUGAAAGAGCCACCAAAGGACAUCUCCCUGGACCUUUCACUAGCCAUGAGGAGACACUUUAGAUUUCAAGUCUGUAUGGUAUUAACUCACUUUCAGGACAUCAAGCCCAUUGGUUUCACCUCUUGUUUCCCAUAACAAGUUUGAGUUGUGAUGAACCACUGUUGCAUGUCACAGAGAGGAUGAAGAUUUCCUUCACUGGCUGGGACAACAGCGCCCCUGCAGAGAUGACCUCAAGUCCCCAAACUGAUCUGGACAUCACGGGCCAAAGGAACCUAAGAAAUGGCACUGGGCAUGGAGGCUGGCAUCAAAUGGACCUUCACAAUUGUUUGGAUAAUGGAAAAAUGAAUCACAAUUUGCUUGUUCUCACAUGCUUUGAAAGCAGACCACCCUCUUCUCCUGGGCUCUGUUCCUCUCCCACCUCUGCUGAUGAAAGCCCGGACACCUGCCGGUCAAAUGAGCCCACCAUGAAAGAAGCAGGGCCAGGAGCAAAGAGGCCAGAGAGAAGUCUUCACUUCAAAUCACAGCCCACAGAAGUGAGAAAGUAUUCAAGACAAAUGUCUGUCUCUGAUGGAUUAUGUUACAGCUGUCUUCUUUCUCAGCCACCGAAUAAACACAAAAUCAGAGUUCAUUUUUUUCACCUGAUUCCAGUUCAGUUCUCUCCCCAUAAGUGUAGCCUUCCCCACCCCCCUUCAUAUCUCAGUGAAUCGGGAAUCAGGCCACCUGACAGCAGAGAUAAUUCUCAGUGCCACACAUCCUCCAAUAAUGUUAACCAACUGCACACUCGCAGAACCUACCGGGCUGGUGGAUGCUCCCUAACAUCACAAGCUCCCCAACAUAGAACCCAGGAACUUGAACCAGUAAACGUCAGUGAGUUUGAAUUUCUGAUGAAAUUAACUGUGAAGAAAAAGAUCACAGAAGUAACUGGCAUCUUUCCACCUCCCAGGAGUGGCCCCAGAGUAGAGUGGCAGCAGCAUCAUUUCACCUGUGUGGGCGAGUCACCGAGUUCUGACCCCUCCAGCAGCAAUCAUGACUGGGCUGCAACAUGUCCACAUUGA
Molecule: messenger RNA, 1096 nt
Organism: Neofelis nebulosa (Clouded leopard)
Lineage: Eukaryota; Metazoa; Chordata; Mammalia; Carnivora; Felidae
Exons: 7
Coding region: 221-1096 (291 amino acids)
Source: RefSeq, a predicted model, not a curated record